ACCACCGUCGGCCAGACCGUAAACCUGCAGCGAGGUCAGGGGUGGACUUACGCAGGAACGGGGGUCUUACCUUAACCGGUUGGACCGCGAGGACGGAAAACCUCUAUAAAAAACCCCCAAUCCCAAGCUAUUGGACAACGCGGCGAGGGGAUGAAUGGCUGGUGGGAAACCAGUCCCUAGCGUUGACCCCCGACGGGGCACAUGUCGCACCUCGGAGGGUUACUUUUAGACCUUCCCCGGCUACAGGGGGCACUGGCCGGGGACGACGACCCAAUCCCCCAUACUCGUGGGAUCAUAUAUGGAUUCAUUUAAAAAACCCAAUCAAGAAGGAAAGGAGGUCGAAGGAAGGAGAGAGACUCGGUCUACUAGUAGACCGAGUCUGGCUGAAGAUUUGGUGGCGAGGUCGCCUCGGGUGGUGCUCGAGCGCAUCGCCUCGCCCCAAGAGAAGGAGCUGUCGUGUCACUCACGCGACAGCUCAGUAGGAAGGUCCGACCGAAAGCGUCCCAGGCGGGAUGCUUCGGAGGACAGGAUGUCCGUGGGGGCGUACGCCGCUUCGGACUGUGAAAGCGAGGUGUCCAUAGCCUCGUCGACACGGUCCCGCGGUGGCGUCACCCACGGGCGAUAUGUCGGGCUGCACCGACAACGAGAGGAGUAUCGGAGGCUCGCCGCGGAAUCGGCACAGUCGUCCGAUACUCUGGACGAGAAGGCGGAAGAGGAGAGGCGGAGGAGGGACGCCAGAGCGGAAGUCCGGGACCUCAUUAGUUCCGGACUAAAGCCAAUGGACCCUUCUUCUGCCAAAGAAGCCAUUGAUGGCAGCCUUAUGGCAAUCCUGGAGGUAGCACGUACCUCCAAAAAUAUAAAGGGUUGCCUAAUCAAAAGGCUAAAGGAUGCGGUGGAGGAAAUUCAGGGCGGUGUCCGCGCCCUGACAAAGUCCACCGGAACGGAGGGGCUGCUGGCGGAAAACGCCAGGCUGAGCCGGGAGCUCGAGGAGCUGCGGGGCAAGAUUCAGUCCGUCGAAAAACGGACGGCCCCAGCAGCCCUCGACUUCGAGGCCAUGCAGCGCGCCAUCAUGGUGUCCGUGGGGACCAUGAUGGACGCCAAACUGGCGGGGCUAAGCAGCAGGCUCCCGCCAGAACCGAUUCUACGUCCGCCUCUAGCGGCGGACGGGAGGCGCGCGGAAGCGGAGGCGACGGGCCGUGGUCCCAAACCCGCCUAUAGCCAUGUGCUUAGGGCGGCCCCGGCCCCGAAGCCGGCGCCAAAGACGGCGCCAAAGGCGGCGCCGAAGCCGGCGCCGAGACCGGUGCCCCGACUGGCGCCGAAGACGGCGCCGGGGCCGGCGCCGACUCCGGUGCCGAAGCCGGCGCCGAGACUGGUGCCGAAGCCGACCCCAACGCCGGAUCCAAAACCGGCGAAGGGGAAGGCUAAGACGGUUGUGCAGCCGGCGCCGGCUCUGGUACCGGCGCCGGAAGAGGCGCCGGUUGCGAGCACAUCCGAGGCCGUGGACGAAGGGUGGACCACGGUCUCAAAGAAGAAGAAAGGGCCGAAGCCGAAGGCGCCGGAGCGCCCCAAGGCACAGCCUGCGAAGAAGGGGAAAGCGCCUCCACAAAAGAAGAAGGGGGGGCCGAAGGCUGUUUCUGGCAAGCAGCGGCGCAAGCGUGCGCAGCGCCAGAGACGCCUCGCCCGCACCGCCGCUGUGGUGCUGACGAUAACCCCAGAGGCGGAAAAGGAAGGCCUCACCUACGCCACGGUGCUCACCAAGGCGAGGGCUGGGGUCGACCUAAACGCGAUGGGGGUCGACAUGGCGGCGGACCCCAUCAGAAUAAGGAAGGCGCAGACCGGGGCUCGGGUGCUACAGCUCCCGAAAAAUGUCGGUCAGGAGGCGGCUGACGAGAUGGCCAAAAAACUUGAGGCCAUCUACGGCGGUGACGUCAGGGUCACCAGACCCGUCAGGUGUGCGGAGCUCCGGGUGUCAAACCUGGAUGACUCCGUCACCAAGGACGAGGUUCGUGACGUCGCCGCGCGUCAAAGUCAGUGCGCGCCUGACCGAAUAAAGGUGGGAGACCUGAGGCCAAGCCCCGGUCAAAAGUUUAGCACGGUGCUAAAAUGCCCACUGGAGGCGGUACCGAGGCUCGUAACCACCAGGACGCAGAAGUUCCUGGUGGGAUGGAGCUCGGCGACGGUCGUGCAGCUGGAGGCACGACCACUGAAGUGCUACCGCUGCCUAGCACUCGGCCACACAAGGCCGGUGUGCAUGUGCCCCGCGGACCGCAGCGGUUUAUGUUACCGCUGCGCGAUGCCCGGGCACAAGGCAGCGGUGUGCAAAGAGCCUGCCAGGUGCGCGAUAUGCGCCGAGCUCGGUCGCGGUGCCGCCCACCAAAUGGGCAGCCGGGGAUGUGCUCCCCCGGCAUUAAUAAGGAAACAAAUGGCCGCAUUGGGGAAAGUGCCCAAUGCGGCCACAUCAUCACGGGCGCAACCCUGUGAGGAGGAACGGAUGGACGACCAGUAAUGGAUAACGUCCGUCCACACUUCCUCCUCCAGGGGAACCUGA
Trichoplusia ni (cabbage looper) is the source of this 2548-nucleotide messenger RNA. Its product is annotated as actin cytoskeleton-regulatory complex protein PAN1-like. The transcript has a single exon. Lineage: Eukaryota; Metazoa; Arthropoda; Insecta; Lepidoptera; Noctuidae. The record is from RefSeq and is a predicted model, not a curated record. The coding region runs from base 299 to 2506 and encodes 735 amino acids. Gene Ontology annotation, molecular function: nucleic acid binding; zinc ion binding.